Messenger RNA from Haemonchus placei, 315 nucleotides. The record is from the annotation of a GenBank genome assembly. Lineage: Eukaryota; Metazoa; Nematoda; Chromadorea; Rhabditida; Trichostrongylidae.
UCCAAAUUGAGUUGUUUUCCAUCGAGUUGCAUUCGAUAUGAAGGCAAGCCGGUUGCAUUCGAAAUGGUAUCACAGGCAGGUCAACUCACUGCGCUCUAUGUACUGAAGGAACAUCGAGGAAAAGGUCUAGGUCGAAUCGUCGAGUUAGACCUUUGCCAAAAAACAAUACGGUUCGGAAUGGUCGUUAUUAAAUGCGUGGAACUGUUCAAUGCUUCCCUACUCGACUCUACCUCUCGGCUACCCUACUGGACCAAGGUUAAGCAGGAUGACGGAAGUGACCUCAUCAAUGUGUACUACGAGCUGGAAAUGAAAUAA